Messenger RNA from Anopheles coustani, 3889 nucleotides. RefSeq names its product membrane-associated protein Hem (gene Hem). The transcript has 2 exons. The record is from RefSeq and is a predicted model, not a curated record. Gene Ontology annotation, cellular component: SCAR complex. The coding region runs from base 218 to 3586 and encodes 1122 amino acids. Gene Ontology annotation, biological process: cell migration; cell morphogenesis; cortical actin cytoskeleton organization. Lineage: Eukaryota; Metazoa; Arthropoda; Insecta; Diptera; Culicidae.
AAGUAAAAUAAGCAUCGCUAGUCGCUUCUCGUCUCUUCGAAUUAUUGAAAAUAUACUCGAUCUAUCCUGCAAAACUACCGAAAACUCUAAACAACGAACGGGACGCGGAAGGGAAACCUCAACCCCGUGCCUGCAUUUGAAAACAUCCGGUGCAGAGAUGCGCUAGCUGAGUGGAGGUGAAGUGCGAGAGAGACGAACAAACACCGUCACAACAACAAUGGCACGCCAGCUAAACCCGAGCCAGCAAAAGAUCGCUGAGAAGCUGAUCAUCCUGAACGACCGCGGGGUCGGUAUCCUGACGCGCAUCUACAACAUUAAAAAGGCAUGCGGGGAUACCAAAUCGAAGCCGGGCUUCCUGUCGGAGAAGUCGCUCGAAUCGUCGAUCAAGUUCAUCGUCAAGCGCUUCCCGAACAUCGACGUCAAGGGGCUGGCGGCGAUCGCGAGCAUUAAGACCGAGAUCAUCAAGUCGCUUUCGCUUUACUACUACACGUUUGUCGAUCUGCUCGACUUUAAGGACAAUGUGUGCGAAAUUCUCACCACGAUGGACGCACUCCAGAUCCAUCUGGACAUUACGCUCAACUUCGAGCUGACGAAGAACUAUCUCGAUCUGGUGACGACGUACGUGUCGCUGAUGAUCCUGCUUUCCCGCGUGGAGGACCGCAAGGCCGUCCUGGGGCUGUUCAAUGCGGCCUACGAGAUGCAGCACAGCCAAAGCGACCAGGCGUUCCCACGCCUCGGUCAGAUGAUCAUCGACUACGACAUGCCGGUGAAGAAGCUGGCCGAGGAGUUCAUCCCUCAUCAGAAGCUGCUGUCGAGCGCGAUCAACUCGCUCACGAAGAUCUACUCGAUGCGUAACCUGAGUGCGGAAAAGUGGCGCGAGCUGCAGGUGCUCAGCCUCAUCGGUACGCCGGCGAUGCUGCUGAAGGCCACCAAAACGGACACCAUGUCGUGCGAGUACAUUUCGCUCGAGACGCUCGACCGUUGGGUGAUCUUUGGGUUGAUGCUUCACCAUCAGGCGCUUGGGCAGCAGGGACUGGUGAAUAAUAUGUGGAUAUCGGCGUUAGACUCGAGCUGGGUGGUGGCCCUAUUCCGCGACGAGGUCAUCUACAUUCACCAGUACAUCCAGAGCAACUUCGAGGGCCUGAAGGGCUACGGGAAGCGCAUCUCGGAGGUGAAAGAGUGCUACAACCAGGCCAUCCAGAAGGCGGCCCUGCUGCACCGUGAGCGACGUAAGUUUUUGCGCACGGCGCUGAAGGAACUGGCGCUGAUCAUGACCGACCAGCCGGGCCUGCUGGGACCGAAGGCGCUGCUCGUGUUCAUUGGGUUGUGCUACGCGCGGGACGAGAUCCUCUGGCUGCUGCGCCACAACGACAACCCGCCGGUGGUGAAGAGCAAGGGGAAAUCGACCGAAGACCUCGUCGAUCGCCAUCUCCCCGAGUUGCUGUUCCACAUGGAAGAGCUGCGGGCGUUGGUGCGUAAGUACAGCCAGGUGAUGCAACGCUACUACGUCCAGUAUCUGUCCGGGUACGACGCGAUCGAUCUGAGCUACAAGAUGCAGCAGGUGCAGAUGUGUCCGGAGGACGAAAGCGUCAUCCUAACGGCCCUCUACAAGACGGUCACCAGCCUGUCGGUGAAGCAGGUCGAAGACAACGAGGUGUUCGAUUUUCGCGCCUUCCGGCUCGACUGGUUCCGCCUGCAGACGUUCAUGAGCGCCAAGUCGUCGAUCCGCAUCACCGACUAUCCCGAUCUGGCCCGCCUGCUCGACUCGAUGGUGUUCCACACGAAGAUGGUCGACUACCUGGACGAGUCGCUGGUGGAAACGUCCGAUCUGUCGAUCUUCUGCUUCUACAACAAAAUGUUCGAGGACCAGUUCCACAUGUGCCUGGAGUUCCCGGCCCAGAACCGGUACAUCAUUGCGUUUCCGCUGAUCUGCAGCCACUUCCAGAACUGCACGCACGAGAUGUGCCCCGAGGAGCGGCACCACAUUCGCGAACGUUCGCUCUCGGUGGUGAACAUGUUUCUGGACGAGAUGGCCAAAGAGGCGAAGAACAUUAUCACGACGAUUUGCGACGAGCAGUGCAUGAUGGCGGACGCGCUGCUUCCGAAGCACUGCGCAAAGAUCCUCUCGGCGGCCGCGAAUCGCAAGAAGAAGGAUAAGAACAAGAACAAGCACAUGGAUGACAUCCGGCGGCCGGGUGACGAGAGCUACCGGAAGACGCGCGAGCUGCUAACGACCAUGGACAAGCUGCAUAUGGCGCUGACGGAGCUUUGCUACGCCAUCAACUACUGCCCCACGGUCAACGUGUGGGAGUACGCGUUUGCCCCGCGCGAGUACCUCUGCCAGCAUCUGGAGACCCGCUUUUCGCGGGCCCUCGUCGGGAUGGUCAUGUACAGUGCGGACACGUCCGAAAUUGCCAAACCGUCCGAGCUGCUCGCCUCGGUACGCGCCUACAUGAACGUGCUGCAAACGGUCGAGAACUACGUGCACAUCGACAUAACGCGCGUCUUCAACAAUUGUCUGCUGCAACAGACACAGCCGCAGGAUAGCCACGGCGAAAAGACGAUUGCCGCCCUCUACAACACCUGGUACUCGGACGCGCUGCUGCGCAAGGUGAGCGGCGGCAACAUUGUGUUCUCGCUCAACCAGAAAGCGUUCGUGUCGAUCACCCCCGAGGGCUACAUUCCAUUCAAUCCGGAGGAGUUCUCCGACUUCAACGAGCUGCGCGCACUGGCGGAACUGAUCGGACCGUACGGCAUCAAGCUGCUGAACGAAUCGCUCAUGUGGCAUAUCGCGAAUCAGGUGCAGGAGCUGAAGCGUCUGGUCGUGCAGAACAAGGAGGUGCUGAUGAUUCUCCGCAGCAACUUCGACAAGCCGGAGAUUAUGAAGGAACAGUUCAAGCGGCUGCAGCAGGUGGACAAUCUGCUCCAGCGUAUGACGAUCAUCGGGGUGAUCUUGAGCUUCCGCCAGCUGGCCCAGGAGGCGCUGGUCGACGUGCUAGAGCAGCGCGUUCCCUUCCUUCUCUCCUCGAUCAAGGACUUCCAGGAGCACGUCCCCGGUGGCGAUCCGCUCAAGACCGUCUCCGAGAUGGCGUCGGCCGCCGGGCUGAAGUGCAAAGUGGACCCGGCCCUCUCGAACGCGCUGAAGGCGCAGAAACCGGAACCGGACGACACGGACCAUCCGAGCAUCUGCCUGCUGAUGGUGUUCGUCGCCGUGAGCAUUCCCAAGUUGGCCAAAAACGAAAACUCCUUCUACCGGGCGUCGCUGGAGGCGCACACGAACAACACCCACUGCAUGGCCGUGGCGAUCAACAACAUCUUUGGUGCGAUGUUCACCAUCUGCGGCCAGAACGACAUCGAGGAUCGGAUGAAGGAGUUCCUGGCCCUCGCCAGCUCGUCGCUGCUGCGCCUCGGGCAGGAAUCGGACAAGGAGGCUAUCAAGAACCGCGAAUCGAUCUACCUGCUGCUGGAGCAGAUCGUCCAGGAGUCACCGUUCCUCACGAUGGACCUGCUGGAGUCCUGCUUCCCGUAUGCGCUUAUCCGCAACGCUUACCAUGCCGUGUACAAGCAGGAACAGUUGAUGCAUUGAAAAGACACCCGAACUCGCAAUGCAAUGCAAUCCAAAAAUGAAUAAUUGACUUCUCCCUCCCUCUCUGGGGACCUCUGUGCACCUUCAAACCUCAGAGUGCUGCUUUCGUCGGAUGAUACUAAACGGCAUCAUUUAAUUUAUUGCAUCCACGUGGAAUCGUGUGUGCGUUUCGCUUUCCAUUCGUUCGCAUUUAUUUGUAGGGGGCAAUCGAUAGCAAAAGUGUAUCAGGAGUGUUUGCUGAACAGCAGAUAUAAUAAGGCUACGCGGCAAAAUUCGUGCAACAGUUUAUAUCACAUACUACUU